AUUCGCCUUCAUCUAACCCGCGGUUCUUAGGCAGAAUAUGAAUUUGAAUUAGAUUCGGCGCUCGGCGAUGAGCCUGAGUGUUCAACGGCCUCGCUCACGGCCAGCGUUAUGGAGUAUCGCGUGUUGCACGGGCGAACAUAUCAUAGCGCGAAGGGCAACACCGAUUACUGGGAACCCAACGAUGAGAAACAAGCAAAUUCUAUGGAUCUUCUCCACCAUACGCUCACGGUAUUAUUCGACGACAAACUAUUCAUGGCUCCUAUUAGUCCAGAACCCAAAAAGGUGCUGGACGUCGGAUGCGGAACAGGAACUUGGGCGAUAGACUUUGCAGAUGCGUACCCGAAAUGUGAGGUGAUAGGAACCGAUAUCUCGCCCAUGCAACCACACUGGGUUCCCGUAAAUCUACGCUUCGAGAUUGACAACUGUACGAUAUCUCCCUGGACAUUUGCACCCAAUAGCUUCGAUUUUAUUCAUGCGAGAUACUUAUUCGGCGCGAUUCGUGACUGGGAUGCACUAUACGCCGAAAUGUUCCGUGCAUGCAAGCCUGGCGGUUGGGCCGAAGCCGUAGAACCCUCGAUAUUUAUCUGCAGCGACGACGACUCCGUUUGCGAAGGCGAUGGAUCCGCCCUUUCGGCAUGGGCCCAUCUGUUUAGAGAAGCGAAUCAUAAAUACGGCGCGAAAAGCGGGCAAGGUCCUAGGCCUCUCGAUAUGCUCGAGCGAGAUACUAUCUUGAGCGGCUUUCGCCGUGCUGGUUUCGUCGAUAUCGUCCAACGCACCGUCAAGUGUCCGCUAGCGCCCUAUUCGAAAGACCCGCGGCAAAGGGAAGUAGGUCUUUAUGGCAGGGCAGCUAUGGAGGAGGGAAUGGAGGGCUUCGUGUUAUACCUCUACAUCAAGGGCUUGGGCUGGUCCCACGAGCAAGUAACCAUCUACUUAAGCCACUUACGUAGAGAACUCCGUGACCCACGGAAAACACCGUACAUCAAAAUACAAUGUGUAUUCGGGCGGAAACCUCUAAACGUCAAAAGUAGUGAUGUGAGGUGAUAAGGAUCAUCUUAAGGCUUUGGGCGGCAAAAAUUGAAGAUUUGGCGUUGCGCGUUCGGGAUUCGGCUCAGCUCUAUAUAUCUAAUACCUACCAACCCAAAGGGAGAGGAGAAGAGAGGUGUAUACUCCGUAUGGAAUCCAGCACAUACCUAGCGCUACAGUACUAUAAGUACCUAACGAGAAACCCCUAAUAUUUUUCGGCAUCUCACCAUCAUAUCAGCAUCUACUACUAUAUUAUCUAUGUCUUAUGGGACAUAAGGGUAUCUGUCUUGAACAGAUGAGAGGAGAAGAGCGGAAAGAGAGCGAGAGGGAUAAAAGUCUAGCAUAUCUACAUGCAUCUUCUUAAUACCAAAUCAUAGAAUCGUUAAAUCAACCUCAAGGUCACCAAGCAGUUAUCGUCCCGUGCGGAAUGAAUAAAAGUAGCCAUUCAAGUUAGUGGGAUAGACCAGCCUCAAUUUGCUUUCUACUCUGCAACACACAAGACAAGUCCGACAGCAUAGGCCACAACCACGGGCCAAUCAAUCGGAUAUAAGCGAGUUCUCAAUUCAAUAGCUGUUAC
Molecule: messenger RNA, 1600 nt
Organism: Hypoxylon trugodes
Lineage: Eukaryota; Fungi; Ascomycota; Sordariomycetes; Xylariales; Hypoxylaceae
Product: S-adenosyl-L-methionine-dependent methyltransferase
Exons: 7
Coding region: 109-1041 (310 amino acids)
Molecular function (GO): methyltransferase activity
Source: RefSeq, a predicted model, not a curated record